Molecule: messenger RNA, 1143 nt
Organism: Trichoderma citrinoviride
Lineage: Eukaryota; Fungi; Ascomycota; Sordariomycetes; Hypocreales; Hypocreaceae
Exons: 2
Coding region: 1-1143 (380 amino acids)
Biological process (GO): DNA replication
Cellular component (GO): nuclear origin of replication recognition complex
Molecular function (GO): DNA binding
Source: RefSeq, a predicted model, not a curated record
AUGAGCAAGUCAGUCGAGCUCGCCCUCGUCUCGCUGAUGCCGACAUACGGCUCCGACCUGCCCCCCUCCCUCGUCGAAUCCGCCAGCUCCCUCCUCGCCCAGUCGCGGCAUCUAGCCAGCACUCUCAAAGCCGAAGAGGAGAUUGCCCGCCUCUAUGCCUGUGCGCACAUUGCCUGCAACAGACUCAAGAUUCCGCUUGACCUCCCGACGAUAGAGCCUCGGCCACCUGUACCUCCUCGGAUCUAUAAGCGCCUCUACACACAUCUUGACAACAUCCUUCCAAAUACGUCAGCCAGCGGGCGCAGAACACGCAGGCAGCGGGACGUGGGGGAGUCGCCGGCAUCGCAGACACGCCCAGUCCCUUCACGGCCUGAGCCCACCAAAGAGACCAGUCUUGCGCAGUUUCGAAAACAGGCGGGCUCGAAUCCCAAUACGCCGACCAAAUCGAGCAAGCAUGGCCACCUGAGCAUCCAAGAUUCCGACAUGUACCCCUGGGUUCAGCCCGUCAUACGGCACCUCUGCGCUGGGUCCGGACACAAGAAAUUGGCGCCGUCGAUGCUGGCGGGCAUGGAGUCGAUUUUGCUCCCUGGGGGACGGAAAACGAAGGAUGCGUGGGCAUGGGAGAACACGACGGCGUUAUGUGCGGCCAUUGUCUUCUUUGUCGCGAUGCGCGUGAGCGACGCGGAUCUUGAGCAAGCGAUGCAGCCUCAAAUCUACAAACCGGCUCGCGCCGAGGUUCUCGGUCAGCUUGGCCGAGCCCGGCAGGAAGUCGAGGUCAAAGGAGUAGAGCCAGAUGUCCUCUGGGAAGGCUGGACGGAUCUGAAAGAUGACGAUUUUGACGCCGCGGUGUCAAGGGUUCGUGAAAGUGGCUGGUUAGAGACCGACUGGUACCAUGGGAUCACGGAUGUCAUGGAUCAAAACCUGCGGCAGGGUGAUGAUGUCGAGCAUCCACACGAGGAGGAGGAUGCGGCCCAGGGUCAGCAACAAAGAGCGGAUACCAUGUUCCAGGAUAAAUACGAUUACUUGAGCGAGGGCCGUAGGGCAGAGUACAGGACAUGGAAAGAGGCCACCUUGGCGCGGAUUGCAGUGCUGUCUGCGUCGCUGGAGAGCAGUGGAGGCAAUGAUACCCCGAUGAGCAGCUAA